ACCGGAGGAAGAUUGAAUAAUCGAGUGCGCAUGCUCCUUUUCUUGACGCACACGUGAAAUAUUCACGACUUGAAGUCGGAAAGGACGAAAUUAUGUCUAAAGCUAAACAAAAACGAGCCAAACGCCUCGGCUUCCUCGGAAAAUUUAAGGCUAAAGAUGGACGAAAGGGUGGUUCUUCAGGGCGGACAAAGACUACAGAGCAGUCACCUGUGCAGCAUGUCAAAGACCACAGAACACCAGAGGAAACCAGGAAGCAAAGGCUAAAAGACCUCCAAGAAAAGCAGAGAAUCUCUAGAGAACGAGAGCUGAUGAAGAGAAGGAAUUUGCAGAGCUUUCAGAAUGAUAUCCUACAGCGCCAGAGAGAUUAUGAGCAGAGGGAGACAGAGAUGCAAAGCUUGGAGAAGCAUGUUAAUUUUGAAAACGAGAAUUCAAGAAAGGCAUAUUACAGAGAAUUCAAAAAGGUAGUGGAGGCCUCAGAUGUGAUUUUGGAGGUUUUGGAUGCACGCGACCCUCUUGGCUGCAGAUGUCCUCAGGUGGAACAAGCAGUUAUUCAAAGUGGAACAAACAAGAAGAUAGUUUUAGUCCUUAAUAAAAUUGAUCUGGUGUCAAAGGAAAUUGUAGAAAAGUGGAUUAAGUAUCUUCGUAAUGAGUUUCCUAUUGUAGCUUUCAAGGCAUCCACACAGCAGCAAACCAAGAAUCUAAAACGCAGUAAUGUUCCAGUGACACAAGCUACCACAGAGCUCCUAAGUAGCAGCGCUUGUGUUGGCGCAGACUGCUUAAUGAAGCUACUUGGCAACUACUGCCGCAACCUAGACAUAAAGACGGCCAUCACUGUAGGUGUUGUGGGUUUCCCUAAUGUGGGAAAGAGUAGUUUGAUCAACAGUCUGAAACGGGCACGAGCAUGUAACAUUGGAGCCACUCCUGGUGUGACCAAGUGCCUUCAAGAAGUGCAUUUGGACAAGCACAUAAAGCUUUUGGACUGCCCUGGAAUCGUCAUGGCAACUUCGACAACUGAUGCAGCAAUGAUUCUUCGUAACUGUGUCAAAAUUGAACAGCUUGUAGAUCCCCUUCCACCUGUUGAAGCCAUCCUUCGACGCUGCAACAAGGCACAGAUCAUGGAGCACUACGGCGUUGCGGAUUUUCACACAGCUUUGGAGUUCUUGGCAUUGCUUGCCCGACGGCAAGGCAAACUAAGGAAGGGGGGACUCCCUGACACUGAUAAAGCAGCAAAGAGUGUAUUAAUGGACUGGACAGGGGGAAGGAUCAGCUACUUCACGCACCCUCCAGAGACACACACUCUUCCCACACACAUCAGUGCUGAGAUUGUUACAGAGAUGGGUAAAGCUUUUGACUGGGAUGAGCUGGAAAAAGGAAAUCAGGAGGUUCUUGCAGAGUCGUCUUGUCCAGACAUCCAAAAGGGAUUCUGCAUGGAAACUACUGGAAUGACACCGGGUGGUCAGGGAGAACCACCCUCUGACCUGGAAAUGGAAAGAACAUCAGUGGAAGAGCCAGAAUGCAAACAUGAAACUGAAUCUAUGGAGGAUGACCAGGACCCAGAGUUUGGCCCAAUGACAGUGGAGAUAAAAUCUCAGCAAUCCAAGACAGACUUACCUGCAAAUAAUGCUGCAUCCAGGGCUCCAGAUUUGAAGGACAUCUACAGUGUAGAUCCUCUACAGCAGGGCCAGGCUCUCCUGGCUGCCAACAAGAAGAGGAAAAAGCAACUCAAAAGAGCUGACAAAAUUGCCACCAAACUCUCAGACACCUUGACAUCUGCAAUGGACUUCUCAUUUUCAGAUGGCUAAUUAAAAUAAGGUUGAAAUAAAAGCUUUAAAAAAA
This is a messenger RNA of Monopterus albus (swamp eel), 1836 nucleotides long. It is a transcript of the gene gnl3l, whose product is annotated as G protein nucleolar 3 like. The transcript has 15 exons. NCBI's taxonomy places the organism in Eukaryota, Metazoa, Chordata, Actinopteri, Synbranchiformes, Synbranchidae. The record is from RefSeq and is a predicted model, not a curated record. Gene Ontology annotation, molecular function: GTP binding. The coding region runs from base 93 to 1802 and encodes 569 amino acids. Gene Ontology annotation, cellular component: nucleolus.